AUGAUUUUUCGAUUUAAUUUAACCUGGGUAGGGUUUAUUUUAUUUUAUAUAUUUUUUAUAUACAUGCACAAUUGUAUAAAAUUAAAUAAGUAUAAUAAUAAAGUUAUAGGGCAUAGAUUGAUGAACAUAUCUAGUAAUGUAGUGUCAGGACAGAUAAAUAAAAAUAAUAAUGAAAGUCAAGUACAAAACAAGAGAAGUAUAUUUGGAUUUGGUGGAUCAAAUAAAUGUAAUAUAAUGAUUAGUUGUUAUGAUAAAGCUGGGGUUUUUGAUAAAAGUUUCUUUUUAUUGAUCGACGAAAAAAGUAAUAUUAAAUAUGUAAAGGAACAGAUUGAAAAUAUGCAUGGAAUACCAACAAAAUUUCAAGAGAUAUUUUAUGAAACUAAAAAAUUAGAUAAUAAUGUAACAAUAAAAAGUUUAAUAAAAGGGAAAGAUAUUAAAUUAUUAAAUUUUCGUCUAAUAUCUGUUUUACCUCAUUUUUUUAGUGAAGAUUCUAACAAAGUAAAUAAAAAUGUUGAAAAUGUUGAAAAAGAAAGUAAGAAGAUAAAAAUAUUGAAGGAUAAAUUAAAAUAUUAUGGAUGUAUAACAUUAUUUAAUGAAUAUAAGAAAUUGUUAGAAAAACUUAAAGACAAUAAAAAUAGAAUUAUAAAAAAGGAUGUUGAUAUUAUUGAAUCAUUUAAAAAUUUUGAUAGAGAAUUUGAACGUUUGUUAAAUAAUAAUAAUAUAAGUUUAGAAAAAAUAAAAAAAGAAAUACAAGAUUUAAAAUAUUUUGAUAAAAAAAAAUUAUUAUUAAGAUUAGAAAUAGAUUAUCCAAAUAUGGAUAAUUUAUUAUUAACUAGAAUAAAAGAAUUGAUUAGAUUUUAUUAUUUAGGGGAUAUACAAUCUGUAAUUAAAUUUUCUUUAUUUUUUUAUAUUUUAUAUAAAUAUGCUAAUUAUCCUCCAGAAAUAAAAAAAAUGUUUUUAUAUUUGUCUAUACUAUUUUUAUUGGCUCCUUGUAAACCUAUAUAUAAAUUUUGCCACUUUCUUUUUUUUUCAAUUCCUACAAGUUUCCUAUAUACAGGUUUUACAAAUAUACUAUCUGCUUCUUAUCAGCAAAUAUUGAUGUGUCAAUAA
Molecule: messenger RNA, 1110 nt
Organism: Plasmodium vinckei vinckei
Lineage: Eukaryota; Apicomplexa; Aconoidasida; Haemosporida; Plasmodiidae
Product: ubiquitin, putative
Exons: 2
Coding region: 1-1110 (369 amino acids)
Molecular function (GO): protein binding
Source: RefSeq, a predicted model, not a curated record